ACUUUCACCCGUGAAGUUGUCUCACAGCGGAAAAAAACAACGGUCAGGCAAAUGAAACAUUUCUCGCCCCACGCCUGCAAACGAAUUUUAAUUCGCAACCAAUAUUUUCGUUUGAAAGGUUGCAAAAAUCGUUUCUAGACCUCAAAGGAUGUAUUAUCCCUAAAACCCUGAUUUUUUAGAUCUAUUUUUCGCUUACUGCGAAUGGAUUAAAGCAGCAGCUGUCGGGAGAGUGGUUUUGUUCAGUCUCAUUUUAAAAUAAAUUCUGCUUUGGUAUGGUUUCUUAACCUUUUUCCCGCAAGCUCUGCCCAUUUUCCUUGAUCGGCAUCGUUGAUAGCAGAACUCAAUUUGUGCAGAAUCUUAAGGGUUUCUUGGCGGGGCAUUACAUUCUAGCAAUUAUUGGAGCUGAUAUCUAUAUUUCUAUUGGCUGGAAAUUUAUAUCAGACUUAUCGGAUCAUGAUUAUGGCUCAUGUACAAAUGAUUUGCUAGAUAACUUGGAAGUAUGGACCGAUUUUUAAGGUUUGGAAGACGAUGCUGGUUUGUAUGUAGAGUUAUGUUUGGAAUUGAAGAGAGAAGCAUUCGGGCUCAAAAUGUGGCACUCCAUAAAAAACUUAUGCAGACGCGUGAACAGAAGGCAAUGCUUGAUAAAGUGCCAGAGCAAAUGAUUCUAUCGGAAGUUCGUAAGGUUGUUGAAAAUAUGCAAAGACUAAAUGACAGUCUCACAAAAACGGAAAAAGAUGUUGAAAAAUAUUUUAAGUCAAUGCGGAAGGAUGCAAAUGCAGUGAUCGAUGGACGACUUGAAGCAGAGGAAGCUACUAUGCGUGAUAUUGUACAGAUGCAGUUAUCUAACCAGAAUAUGUUGCAGGAGAAAAGUGAAAUAAAAAAAGAAAGUACCACGCAAGAGAUGGCACACUCAGUGUCUGCAAACAUGUCAGAAGAGAAUAUUGCACAGAAAAAAGAAGAUAAAGCUUCUACGGAUCUGACAAAUUCAGUGUCACAUAAAGUUGAAAUAGCACUUGAGACCAAAGCAAAAAAGCAACAGGAUCCUGGAACAUAAAUGUAUUCGUCAAAUGUUUUUUAUUGAUUCUUGUGUAACCUUUCUUCAGUAAUUGUAUUUGAUCGUCAUUUCUCUUCAAGGGGAAGAGACUCAAAGCUUCUAGCUUAAGGCUCGUGAUUCCUAUAUUUAUUGAAAUGACGGUCAAAAUAACCAACACAUGAAGGUCUUUGUCUUGUAAUUUUGAGACAAAUAAAUGAGACAUUAGUCAAUACGCUAGCCAAGCAGUUUUUUAAUUUUUUGGGUAUAUGACAAUUAAAUUUGGCAUCUGAUAGAUAUAGGGGGUUGCAGAAAGUUGAUGGAAGACACUUUGCUAGGAAGAACAUAAAUUCUGUCUUGUUAAAGAUGCAGUUUAUGGUUUAUAGUUUAAAAUUGAUCUGGAAAUUUUCAUUCUACCCAAUCAAUACUGAAACUUUUUUCCCAUAUUUAGUCAACUUUGACAUCCAGUUGGGAUUUUCAGAAAUA
Molecule: messenger RNA, 1516 nt
Organism: Cryptomeria japonica (Japanese cedar)
Lineage: Eukaryota; Viridiplantae; Streptophyta; Pinopsida; Cupressales; Cupressaceae
Exons: 5
Coding region: 500-1054 (184 amino acids)
Source: RefSeq, a predicted model, not a curated record